Molecule: messenger RNA, 288 nt
Organism: Dracunculus medinensis (Guinea worm)
Lineage: Eukaryota; Metazoa; Nematoda; Chromadorea; Rhabditida; Dracunculidae
Source: the annotation of a GenBank genome assembly
AUGGAUUAUGGUUGGGCGCAGUUACGCUUUGGGAUUUAUAAAAUAGCUACAUCUGAUAUGGGCGCCGUUUCUUUCUUCCGAACACACACUGAAUUUUAUCAUUUCAAGUCUGCCAUGAAACAGAAACCUAGGGGAAGAUUCAAGAGGCAGUGGGGAGGAUGGGGUUGGGGCAACUGGGGCGGUGGAUGGGGUGGUGCAUGGGGAGGAUAUGGAAGUGGCUAUGGAAAUAAUUAUGGCGGAACAGAUAUGAACAAUGUUCAGGUUUAUGACAUCAAUUUGCGAAAAUGA